This is a messenger RNA of Mangifera indica (mango), 2047 nucleotides long. Its product is annotated as transcription factor MYB54-like. The record is from RefSeq and is a predicted model, not a curated record. The transcript is spliced from 3 exons. Gene Ontology annotation, molecular function: RNA polymerase II cis-regulatory region sequence-specific DNA binding; DNA-binding transcription factor activity, RNA polymerase II-specific. Gene Ontology annotation, biological process: regulation of DNA-templated transcription. Gene Ontology annotation, cellular component: nucleus. The coding region runs from base 486 to 1622 and encodes 378 amino acids. Lineage: Eukaryota; Viridiplantae; Streptophyta; Magnoliopsida; Sapindales; Anacardiaceae.
AACCUGCACAAACUAUUUGUUAAUUUAAAGACGCAGAGAAAUCAGUCUCAAAAUAAGCACCCUGACCUCAUUAUCAUUUGAUUUACGGAGAGAUUAGAGUUUGUGAUUUGAGAUAGAAAAGAGGGAAAAAUGGUGUGGGUUCUUCUUCUCUUUUUGAUUUUGCUUACCUUUCUCUUUCAACAGUGAAACUAUUUCUCGUUUUAUUUCCCUUCUUUUAAACCUUCUUCAACUGCCUAGUUUUGUUCUUGCUAUAUUUCGCCCUCUCUGCCCUAGUUCACUUUCAUUUUCAUUUUCAUUUUCUCUCUUUCUUUCUUGGGUUAGAUAACUAGAAUAAUGCAGUUUUUCUUUUCCUUCUCUCUUCAUUACUAGAUAAGUCUCUUACAAAUCUUGGUUUUCUCCUCUUUCUCAUAUUGUCUUAGCUCCUUCUUGUUUAAUCCCAUUUCAAGUUUUUCUUUUUCUUUUGAUCCAUUGUGUUAUUACUAACAAUGAGUUUACAACGUUUGAUGGGUGAUGCUCAUGGCUUCAGUGUCGUUCACCAAGACUUGAACUUUGUGCCUCCUCCUACUUCUCCUCCUCAGCUUUCUCUGUCUGAGUCUUUUGGAGUUUUGGGUCAUCGUCCCAUGGGAAUAGAGACAAAUAAUCCUGCAAUAAUGGGGCUUCAGAUUUUGAACCCUUCUGGCCUUGAGCCAGAGGAGAACAGGGGAGCAAAAAAAACAGUUGAAGAAAGAGACGGGUUUUUUGGGAGUGAAAAGAAGGGGCUUUCUUUGAACUUAGAUGAGGAAAUAGAGGAAGUUAACACCUCUGUUUCUGUCAAAACUAAGCACACUAAGCUUUGUACUAGAGGCCAUUGGAGACCUGCUGAAGAUGCUAAACUCAAAGAGCUUGUCGCCCAAUAUGGUCCUCAAAACUGGAACUUAAUAGCUGAAAAUCUUGAAGGAAGAUCAGGGAAGAGUUGCAGAUUGAGAUGGUUUAAUCAGCUAGAUCCAAGAAUCAACCGGAGGACAUUCAAUGAGGAAGAAGAAGAAAGGCUGUUGGCUGCUCAUAGAUUUUAUGGAAACAAAUGGGCGUUAAUUGCAAGGCUAUUUCCGGGGAGAACUGAUAAUGCAGUGAAGAAUCAUUGGCAUGUGAUAAUGGCUAGAAAACUGAGAGAACAAUCAAGCAUUUACAGAAGGAGAAAGCCAAAUUCUGCCUCUCAAACUGGACUUGAAAACAUGAUUAUCAACAAAAAUGCCACCAGUGAAUCAACCAACUCCAGCAAUGAAUCCGCCUCAACCAUCACUGAUCUCUCUCUCACUCCAUCUUCAACCAAACUUUCACCUGCUAUUUUCACUAGGUUCUCACUCAUGGGUUCAUCUAAAGAAAAGGAGAUAACAAGGGGAAGUAUUGGAGAUGUUGACAAAUUUUAUGGAUAUUACAAAGCAGGUAAAGUGGAAGUGGUUAUGGGAGUGGACCAAUCUGUGCAUUCAUCAGAUUCAAAUUCAGAAGUUUCAGCAACAGACUCUGUAACCAACAACAACACCAACACCAACACCAACACCAAUCUAUCUCUCGCAGGGCAAAAUACUUCUCAGAAGAACAUUAGCAUGGCCUUCAUUGAUUUUCUUGGAGUAGGAGCUUCUUAGAAAUUUUGGAUUUUGAAGCACAUUGGGGUGCACUCCAAUGCCAAAACUCUAGAGUCUUGCAGGAGGUCGCAUUUCUACAGUCUUGAAUGUACAGUUAGUUUCAUAAAAGCAAAAAGAGAACAAAUGGGUAAAAAAAAAUUGGAGAAGAGAGAGAGAGAGAGAGAGAGAGAGAGAAACAGAGAGUUAUGACUCAUAUAAUAUAAUAAUAAUAAUUAUAUUAUGAGACUUGUAAUUUUGGAGUUAUAUGAAUAUGCAAGGUUUUGUUAUUCUCUGAAUUUGAGUCGUAUGAGUGGGUUUUGAAUGGGCGAUGAAAAGAAGAAAGGCAAAGUAAAAUUUAGUUGUGGUGAGUGAGUGAUGCAUGAAGCUGCCCGACUUUUAUGACUUUUCAAUGCUGUAUGGUACACUUUUGUUGACCAUAUUAUAUA